Orbicella faveolata is the source of this 887-nucleotide messenger RNA. RefSeq lists its product as uncharacterized. The record is from RefSeq and is a predicted model, not a curated record. NCBI's taxonomy places the organism in Eukaryota, Metazoa, Cnidaria, Anthozoa, Scleractinia, Merulinidae.
UCCUUCCUUUAACUUCUGCACCAGGCACAGCAACACACCAGCCGGCGUUAAAACUACAUAAGCUACCAGUAUGGUUCUUAGACAGUGCCUUGCUUGUAACACCACGGUUUUAGGAACUUUGCAGAUUUGCACCUGUGGCCACGUGUUUGAGGAUAUUCGUCAGAUUGGAGGCAAGAGAUUUUCAGAAUAUCGUGCAAGUCUUUACACGAGACUGGAAGCCAAACGAUCGAAACCCACUGAAGAGAACAAAGCUAAUAGACCUAGUAGUGACUCGGAUUCAACUGAUGGUGACAGCGAGAAGCAGAUCGUUGUAAAGCCUAAAAAGAGCCGUCCAACCCUGCCCUCUUCCAGGACACCUAGGAGAACCAAAGGAAAAAGAAAGAAAGGAAAUCUAAGGCUUACACAAGACAGUUACAGUGCUCUUUUUCAGUCCCCUGAAGAUGAAGCCGCGCGAUUUUCUCGAGCACUUCAAGAAAUAAAUCGCAGACUCAUGGGACAGUCUAUGGCAUGGCUAUUUUAGAACUCUCUCAAGACAAAUGGAAGGAGAUGGAUCAGGAUGAUCGAUCGAUACACUUCUUAGAGCGUUGCUGUAAAGUGUGGUAAAAAUGAUAAGACAGUCUUGCCCAGGAUGCAGGGAACAUGCCGUGAUCAUAUCCACAACAUGUUAUCAGUCUGCGAAUAUGACAUUUGUUUAUACGUUUAUAUUUUGCUCAAAAGAAAUCAACUAUACGAUAGAUUAAUACUCAGUACAUGGAUUUGUCACCUGAUAUACUUGUUAGGAGUUUUCUUUGGCAUUGUUCUUGUUCAUAGAAUACGAGUAAACAUCUUUAAAACUAGGAUGAGUCGUAAAAAAAUAAAAGCAUAAAGUAACUGUUAUGAACACAUCA